AGACGGGAGGCUUGCUGCAGGCCAGGGAGGAGGAAGAAAGGGCAGUGGGAGCAGAGGAGGUGGCUCCUGCCCCAGGGAGGCUCUGAGGGUCCUUGCCUGAAGAGGGAGGAGACAGAGCCGGGGCAGGGGCUCUGGAAUGCAGCCCCUUUCAUUGCUGCUUCUGCUGCUACCUUGCUUCUCGACUGUCAAGACCAGAGGGCUGCUGUGCAAGAGUUUGCCAGAAGUCUGUGCCAAUGGAGGCACCUGCCUGACCCUGUCUCAGGGGCAAGGGGCCUGCCAGUGUGCCCCUGGCUUCCUUGGUGAGACGUGCCAGUUCCCUGACCCCUGCCAGGAUGCCCAGCUGUGCCAUAAUGGGGGCAGCUGCCAAGCCGUGCUCCCUGCUCCCUCCGGCUCCCCUAGCCUGCUCUCUCCCUUGGCCCCCAGCUUCUUCUGCACCUGCCCACCUGGCUUCACUGGUGAGAGGUGCCAGGCCUGGCUCAGGGACCCUUGUUUCCCCUUCUUCUGUUACCAAAGGGGCCGCUGCCACAUCCAGGCCUCAGGCCACCCGAAAUGCUACUGCUUUUCUGGAUGGACAGGCGAGCGGUGCCAGCUGCGGGACUUCUGCUCAGCCAACCCUUGUGCCAAUGGAGGGGUGUGUCUGGCCACAUAUCCCCAGAUCCAGUGCCACUGCCCGCCUGGCUUCGAGGGCCAUGCCUGCGAACAUGAUGUCAAUGAGUGCUUCCUGGACCCAGGACCCUGCCCCACGGGCACCUUCUGCCAUAACACCCUGGGCUCCUUCCAGUGUCUCUGCCCUGCUGCGCGUGAGGGUCAACACUGUGGGCUCCAAGCAGGACCCUGUCCCCCCAGGGGCUGUCUCAACGGGGGAACCUGUCAGCUGGUGCCGGGGAGAGAUUCCACCUUCCACCUAUGCCUCUGUCCCCCAGGUUUCACAGGCCCAGACUGUGAGGUGAAUCCAGAUGACUGUGUCGGGCACCAUUGUCAGAACGGGGGUACUUGCCAGGAUGGGUUGAGCACCUAUACCUGCCUCUGCCCAGAAACCUGGACAGGCUGGGAUUGCUCUGAGGACGUGGAUGAGUGUGAGGCCCAGGGUCCCCCUCACUGCAAAAAUGGAGGCACCUGCCAGAACUCAGCUGGCAGCUUCCACUGCGUGUGUGUGAGUGGCUGGGGAGGCACAGGCUGCGAGGAGAACCUGGACGACUGUGUCGCUGCCACCUGUGCCCCAGGAUCCACCUGCAUUGACCGUGUGGGCUCCUUUUCCUGCCUCUGCCCACCUGGCCGCACAGGCCUCCUGUGCCACCUGGAGGACAUGUGUCUGAGCCAGCCGUGCCACAGAGAAGCCCAGUGCAGCACCAAUCCCCUGAUGGGCUCUCCCCUCUGCCUGUGUCAGCCAGGCUACUCUGGGCCCACCUGCCACCAGGACCUGGAUGAGUGUGAGAUGGCCCAGCAAGGCCCCAGUCCCUGUGAACACGGCGGCUCCUGCCUUAACACCCCUGGCUCCUUCGACUGCCUGUGUACCCCUGGCUACACGGGCUCCCGCUGCGAGGCCGAUCACAACGAGUGCCUGUCCCAACCCUGCCACCCAGGCAGCACCUGCCUGGACCUGCUUGCCACCUUCCACUGCCUUUGCCCACCAGGCUCGGAAGGGCGGCUCUGUGAGGUGGAGAUGGACGAGUGUGCCUCAGCUCCUUGCCUGAACCACGCUGACUGUCACGACCUGCACAACGGCUUCGUGUGCAUCUGCCCGCCCGGAUUCACUGGCACGCGAUGUGAGGAGGACAUCAAUGAGUGUGAAAGCUCUCCCUGCGCCAAUGGUGGGCAGUGCCAGGACCAGCCUGGAGCCUUCCAUUGCAAGUGUCUCCAAGGCUUUGAAGGCCCGCGCUGUCAGACAGAGGUAGAUGAGUGUCUGAGUGGCCCAUGCCCUACUGGUGCCAGCUGCCUUGAUCUCCCAGGAGCCUUCUCUUGCCUCUGCCCCUCCGGCCUCACAGGCCAGUUUUGUGAGGUCCCCCUAUGUGCCCCCAACCUCUGCCAGCACAAGCAAGAAUGCCAGGAUCAGAAGGACAAGGCCCACUGCCUCUGCCCCGAUGGAAGCCCUGGCUGUGCCCCUGCUGAGGACAACUGCACCUGCCACCGUGGGCACUGCCAGAGGUCCUCAUGUGUGUGUGACAUGGGCUGGACAGGGCCAGAGUGUGAGGCAGAGCUGGGGGGCUGCAUCUCCAUGCCCUGUGCCCACGGGGGGACCUGCUCCCCCCAGCCCUCUGGCUACAACUGCACCUGCCCCGCCGGCUACACAGGGCCCACCUGCAGUGAGGAAGUGACAGCAUGUUACUCAGGGCCCUGUCUCAAUGGAGGCUCCUGCAGUCCUAGCCCUGGAGGCUACUCCUGCACCUGCCCCCCGAGCCACACGGGGCUCCGCUGCCAGACCAACACCGACCACUGUGCCUCUGCCCCGUGCCUCAAUGGGGGUACCUGUGUGAACAGGCCUGGCACCGCCUCCUGCCUCUGUGCCACGGGCUUCCAGGGCCCACGGUGUGAAGGAAGGAUCCAUCCCAGCUGUGCAGACAGACCCUGUAGGAACAGGGCAACCUGCCAAGAUGGCCCUCAGGGUCCCCGCUGCCUCUGUCCCCCUGGCUACACAGGAGGCAGCUGCCAGACCCUGGUGGACUUAUGUGCCCAGAAACCCUGUCUACACAAUGCCCGCUGCCUCCAAACUGGACUCUCCUUCCAGUGCCUGUGCCUCCCAGGAUGGACUGGGCCUCUCUGUGACCUUCAACUAUCCUCCUGCCAAACUGCUGUUCUGAGCCAAGGCACAGAGGUCUCCUCCCCGUGCCAGAAUGGAGGCCUCUGCAUCGACAGCGGCCUCUCCUAUUUCUGCCACUGCCCCCCUGGAUUCCAAGGCAGCUUAUGCCAGGACAGGGUGAGCCCAUGUGAGUCCAGGCCCUGCCAGCAUGGGGCCACCUGCGUGGCCCAGCCCAGUGGGUAUCUCUGCCAGUGUGCCCCAGGCUACAGUGGACAGAACUGCUCAAAGGAAACCGACGCAUGUCAAUCCCAGCCCUGUCACAACCAGGGGAGCUGCACCCCCAAACCUGGAGGCUUCCACUGCUCCUGCCCUCCCGGCUUUGUGGGCCUGCGCUGUGAGGGGGACGUGGACGAGUGUCUGGACCAGCCCUGCCACCCCACGGGCACUGCAGCCUGCCACCCUCUGGCCAAUGCCUUCUACUGCCAGUGUCUGCCUGGACAUACAGGCCAGUGGUGUGAAGUGGAGAUAGACCCCUGCCAGAGCCAGCCCUGCUCCCAUGGAGGGUCCUGUGAGGCCACAGCAGGACCACCCCCAGGUUUCACCUGCCACUGCCCCAUGGGUUUUGAAGGCCCCACCUGCAGCCACAGAGCCCCCUCCUGCGGCGUUCAUCACUGCCACCACGGAGGCCUGUGUCUGCCCUCCCCUAAGCCCGGCUUCCCACCUCGCUGUGCCUGCCUCAGUGGCUACGGGGGCCCUGACUGCCUAACCCCUCCAGCUCCUCAAGGCUGUGGCCCCCCCUCCCCAUGCCUACACAAUGGCAGCUGCUCAGAGACCCCCGGGUUGGGGGGCCCAGGCUUUCGAUGCUCCUGCCCUCCCAGCUCUCCAGGGCCCCGGUGUCAGAGGCCAGGAGCCAAAGGGUGUGAGGGCAGAGGUGGAGACGGGGCCUGCGACCCUGGCUGCAGUGGCCCAGGGGGAAACUGGGAUGGAGGGGACUGCUCCCUGGGGAUCCCAGACCCCUGGAGGGGCUGCCCCUCCCACUCCCGGUGCUGGCUGCUCUUCCGAGAUGGGCAGUGCCACCCACAGUGUGACUCUGAAGAGUGUCUGUUUGAUGGCUACGACUGUGAGACUCGUCCAGCCUGCAGCCCAGCCUAUGACCAGUACUGCCACGAUCACUUCCACAAUGGGCACUGCGAAAAAGGCUGCAACACUGCCGAGUGUGGCUGGGAUGGAGGCGACUGCAGGCCCGAAGCUGGGGACUCACAGUGGGGACCCUCCCUGGCCCUGCUGGUGGUGCUGAGCCCCCAAGCCCUGGACCAGCAGCUGCUUGCCCUGGCCCGGGUGCUGUCCCUGAUCCUGAGGGUAGGGCUCUGGGUGAGGAAGGAUAGUGAUGGUAUGGACAUGGUGUACCCCUAUCCUGGGCCCAAGGCCGAAGAAGAGCUGGGAGGAACCUGGGACCCCUCUCAGCAGGAGGCAGUAGCCCCUCCAACACUUCCCCUCGGCAAGAAGACAGAUUCUCUCAGCACUGGGUUUGUGGUGGUGAUGGGUGUGGAUUUGUCCCGCUGUGGCCCUGAGCACCCUGCAUCCCGAUGUCCCUGGGACCCUGGGCUUCUGCUCCGUUUCCUCGCUGCCAUGGCUGCGGUGGGGGCUCUGGAGCCCCUGCUGCCUGGACCCCUCCUAGCUGCGCACCCUCGUGCAGGCACUGCGGCCCCGGCUAACCAGCUCCCCUGGCCUGUGCUGUGCUCUCCAGUGGCUGGGGUGCUUCUCCUGGCCCUCGGGGCUCUUCUUGUCCUCCAGCUCAUCCGGCGUCGACGCCGAGAACACGGGGCCCUCUGGCUGCCCCCUGGUUUCACACGACGGCCCCGAACUCAAAGGGCCCCCUGCCGACGCCGGCCCCCCCUGGGCGAGGACAGCAUUCGCCUCAAGGCUCUGAAGCCAGAAGCAGAAGUUGAUGAGGAUGGAGUUGCGAUGUGCUCAGGCCCUGAGGAGGGAGAGGAGGUGGGCCAGGCUGAAAAAAUGACCCCAACUUCCAUGUGCCAGCUCUGGACUCUGACUGGAGACUGUGGAGAGCUCCCCCAGACAGCCAUGCUGACUCCCCCCCAGGAGUCCGAGAUGGAGACCCCUGAUGUGGACACCUGUGGACCUGACGGAGUUACACCCUUGAUGUCAGCAGUUUGCUGUGGGGGAGUAGAGUCCAAGACCUUCCAAGAGGCAUGGUUGGGAGGCCCUGAGCCAUGGGAACCUCUGCUGGGUGGAGGGGCCAGCCCCCAGGCUCACACAGUGGGCACCGGCGAGACCCCCCUGCACCUGGCUGCCCGAUUUUGCCGGCCAACCGCUGUCCGUCACCUACUUGAGGCUGGAGCCAACCCCAACCAACCAGACCGGGCAGGGCGCACCCCCCUUCACGCUGCUGUGGCUGCUGAUGCUCGAGAGGUCUGCCAGCUCCUGCUCCGGAGCAGACAGACUGCAGUGGAUGCGCGCACAGAGGAUGGGACCACACCCCUGAUGCUUGCCGCCAGGCUAGCGGUGGAGGACCUGGUUGAAGAACUGAUUGCAGCCCGAGCAGACGUGGGGGCCAGAGACAAAUGGGGAAAAACUGCGCUGCACUGGGCCGCAGCCGUGAACAACGCUCGGGCCGCCCGCUCACUUCUGCAGGCCGGAGCCGAUAAAGACGCCCAGGACAGCAGGGAGCAGACGCCACUGUUCCUGGCGGCCCGAGAAGGGGCAGUGGAGGUAGCCCAGUUGCUGCUGGCGGUAGGGGCGGCCCGAGAGCUGCGGGACCAGGCCGGGCUAGCGCCCGGUGACAUCGCCCGCCAACGCAACCACUGGGAUCUGCUGACGCUGCUGGAAGGGGCGGGGCCACCGGAGGCCCGUCACAAAGCCGCGCCGGGCCGCGGAGCUGGCGCAUUCUCGUGCGCGCGGAUCCCGCGUGGAGGCGGGGCUCUGCCGCGCACCCGGACGAUGUCUGCGGGAGCAGGCCCUCGAGGGGGCGGGGCUUGUCUGCAAGCCCGGACUUUGUCCGUUGACUUGGCCUCGUACGGGGGCGGGGCCUAUUCCCAUUGCCGGAGUCUAACGGGAGGAGGAACAGGAAGAGUCCCGCCCCACCGCGGUCGUAGAUUUUCUGCGGGCAUGCGCAGGCCUCGGCCCAGCCCUGCGAUAAUGCGGGGAAGAUCUGGGGUUGCGGCCCGGCGCGGGGGUGGAGCCUCGGCGGCUGACUGGCCCUGUGAUUGGGUGGCUCUGGGAGCCUGUGGUCCUGCCCCCAACACUACGAUCCCACCUCCUUGCCUUACUCCGUCCCCGGAGCGGGGUUCCCCUCAACCUGCCUCGGGUCCCCAAGCCCUUAAUUCCGGAGGCGAGGGCCAAAAAUAGAAGGUUAUAUGGGGGGAGGGGGAACGUCUUAAAAUGAGUACUCAUUAAAUGACAGGCAGUCCGGAAGGCCCUACAGAUUUUGAGGUUCUGGAGCCCCAAAACUGAGGUCAUGAGCUUAGUUUCCCUCCCAAAAUGAGUGUGUGCUCACCAGAACAGAUACCGUCUUCCACGUGCAGAAGCCUCAGCUCUAGAAAGAGUGUUUAGGGUGCUGGGGUGAAGCGGUCCUAGCCUCUCUCCCAGAAAAAUAAGGGCGAGGGGCUACAGGAGGGCAGAAUGGAGUGGGAGAAGUCCUCUAAACUGGAACCAAGAACUGCAGGCAAAUGAAUGUAAGAUGUUCUUUCUUAUAUAUGGUUCCCAAAGGAAGCCUCUAUCACGCCUCACCCUCUCUGCCCACAAACGGCUGACACCUACUAUGUUCCAGGCCCUGUAGGUGCCAAAGGGGGGCCCAAGGCCAACUCCAGCUGAUGACCCUUUGCAUUCUCCCCAUCUCCCCCCCACCAAAAAAAAAAAAAACUCCACCGCAGGGAUGAAGCACCACUCUCCUAGCCAUCACUGUCUAUUUAAGACCCCUCAAAUCUGUCACCCUGCAAUAAAGCUGAUUUGAAGUGU
Trichechus manatus latirostris (Florida manatee) is the source of this 6712-nucleotide messenger RNA. It is a transcript of the gene NOTCH4, whose product is annotated as notch receptor 4. Lineage: Eukaryota; Metazoa; Chordata; Mammalia; Sirenia; Trichechidae. Gene Ontology annotation, biological process: multicellular organism development; regulation of developmental process; Notch signaling pathway. The transcript is spliced from 30 exons. Bases 137 to 6103 code for a protein of 1988 amino acids. Gene Ontology annotation, cellular component: membrane. Gene Ontology annotation, molecular function: Notch binding; signaling receptor activity; calcium ion binding. The record is from RefSeq and is a predicted model, not a curated record.